GCAGCCAAACCGAGUCUCGGCGGCGUCUCCUGGAGCUGAACCAAACAUCCCCAGCGGAGGAGGAGGAGGCGGUCGGUGUGUUCCUCCCUCCCUCCUUUCCCCGGCUUCUGGAGGCUCAGUGCCCGCACUCGGCGGAGAGGAGCAGACGUCUGUCCCCGCGCUGCGCCCCCUGCAGAAGCGUGCCAGGUAUCAUGACGCACCAAGAAAAAGUGGCCACUUGCUGAGAGUUGUUUUUUGGACUCUGCCAUGUGUGUGGUUUAAACUCGACUUUCCCCCUUGAUGGAGGAUCCGUGUGAGACUUGUGCGUCAUCCCGGUCCUGCGUUUCACGAUGGUGCCAGUGUUUGAUGAUGUCAUUAUUUCUCUCAGAUGGAUCUGCGCUCCGCCGCCGUCGCAUCUCCCCGAGUUCUCUGCAACUGUGCGCCCCCGGCUCCACUAACUUGGACCGCAGUGUGUGUUCAGGCUCCUCUGCAAACCUCUGUCCCUGCUGAGUAAGGAUGGAGUGAAGGAUUUAUGCUCCAGAACUACAGCAACUUUUACUCUGAGCGUGAAUGUUUAGUUGUAAACUUUGCCCUGUCUGUGGAAGUCCAUUGGAAAUACUCUCCUUGAUUUAUUUAAGCUGUGUUGGUGAUUCCCUCUGCACUCAUUUGACUGUGCCAAAAUUCAACUUGGAUGCGUAAUGGUGCUUGGCUGGUUUACCUCCUGUCGUUGCUGACGCAUAUAUUUGGGAGACAGACAUAAGGGAUUAUAAACUACAGUAAUGUGGAUUCGUUCCUGAGGACCGAGUGUCUGCUGCUCUCGGCGGGAGUGUAUGGAGACGAGCAGCCCGAGGAUGACGGCUGGCACCCGGGAGGCGCCGGUGAACUGCUCCCCGGCGGUGGCGGCCAACGCGGAAGGUGAGGAGAUCGAGGUUUUGGAAAGUACCGACGUCCUUCCAAUGGCUCCAGAGGACCAAUGGAAGUCUCUGUUUGACAAGUAUGACCCAGAGAACUCGGGCUUCAUCAGUACAGAGCGAUUCAGGGACCUUCUAGCAGCACACGGCUCCGAGCUUGACCCCCACAAACUGGAAGUCCUGUUGGCCCUCACCAAUGGAAACGCUGAUGGGAAAAUCUGCUACCAGGACUUUGUGAACCUGAUGAGUAACAAGCGCUCCAAUAGUUUCCGGAGGGCCAUCCUGCAGGGGAGCAGGCAGCUGAAAGGCUGCAGUCUCAGGGAUGAGGACGGCCUGGGGCUCUCGCAACGGCUGGUCCGACACGUCGCCUAUGAGACGCUGCCCCGCGAGGUCGACCGCAAGUGGUACUUUGACAGCUACACCUACUGUCCCCCGCCGUUGCUCAUCCUGGCGAUCACCAUCGCUGAGGUAGCCGUGUUCAUGUACUACGGGUUCCAGCUGGACCGCUUGGUCCUGCAGGUGUCCAGCCCGUCAUUCCUAAAGAGCCCCUUACCCUACCACCCCCAGCUACGAGCCCAGGCCUGGAGGUACCUCAGCUACAGUUUCAUGCACACUGGCAUUGAACACCUAAGCCUGAACAUGGCCAUGCAGCUGCUGGUGGGAGUCCCACUAGAAAUGGUCCACGGGGCCCUGAGGAUCGGACUCGUCUACGUAUGUGGUGUGCUUGCAGGGUCAUUGGCGGUGUCCGUCACUGAUAUGACGGCUCCAGUGGUCGGGUCAUCUGGGGGAGUGUACGCACUGGUCUCAGCGCACUUGGCUAAUGUUGUAAUGAACUGGUCUGGAAUGAAGUGUCAGUUUAAGCUGUUCCGGAUGGCAAUGGCUCUGGUGUGCAUGAGUGUAGAGUUUGGUCGGGCGGUGUGGUUGCGGUUCUACCCGCCGGCCUUUCCUCCCUGCCCCAACCCCAGCUUUGUAGCGCACCUGGGAGGGGUGGUGGUCGGCCUGACGCUGGGCGUGGUGGUCCUGCAGAACUACGAGCAGCGGCUCCAGGAACAGUCCCUGUUUUGGAUCUUUUUCUGCGUCUACACCUUGUUUGUUCUUUGCGCCGUCUUUUGGAACAUUUUCGCCUACAGCUUGCUCGACGUGAGACUGCCCCCGCCGCCGUGACUUGACUAUUAGAGGCAGAUGAGACACUGUAUCCCCCUAUACUCCUCCAUCAGUAGAGGUCUGACCGCCCCGCUGGAUCAGUCACCUCACCCCUCGUUGUUGCUUCAUCUUGGGGUAAUCCGAGUUGUCGAACAGCCACCUCACCUCUACAUCCAGUGCUCUGAUACAGGGAUUCCCGACUUGCUGCAGGACUCUCUGUCAUCAUACAUUUUUCAUCCCACCUGCAACAUCUGAGGCUAAGCCUUACCAUCGCCAAGUUUACCUCCACCUGCUCUUUGUUCUCAUCUCUGUUGGAUGCUCGGCUCAAGAGUAUCAACCUGUGGGACGUUUGCUGACAACAGGAGAAGCCUCGGAUCUAACACAACAAGAAGAAGCAGGAAAGGCCCAAUCCACGUGGCUUAACCUGCUCUGCCUCCUCCUCCUCAGUCCAACAGUGCCUACUGGCGACAUCAGCUUAUUGAAAGUAUUUCUGCACAGUUGCCUCUUGUGCAGGGUGAUGGCAGCAACAACUGUCUUCAGACAAAACAAGUUCCAAAACAUCCGGUUGUCUGCCUGUGCCCUCUUCAUCAGUAAAGAAAGAAUGAGGUACUAUGAGAAUGUAGGCUUUGUUGGGGAUUUGUCAUCAUUACAAGCAGCUAAUAACACAUGAGGUCACUAAUAAGAAGGAAAAGAAGUAUGUUUUUUUUCUAUCCUUUAUUAAAGAGUGUGGUCUUUCAGUUUGAGAGCAGAAAUUAUUGAUUUCACAUUCAGAUUUUGCAAUGCUUUCACUCAAAGCCCUGUGCUUGCACUCAAGUAGCCGCUGCUUGUGCUUGGAUUUGCUCUGCUUGUGCUCAAACUGUGGACUAUCUCUCUGAUAUUUUGUUGCUUGGACAGAUUUCCUGCACUCCAGCUUCAGCUCUUCAGCUCUUCUCCUCACGCUCCCUCACUACUACCGUGCACGUGGGAAACGUCUAGUCUUGGAUUUGUCAUUUGCUCUUUGGUUUUUUCUCAUGCUUUUAUUUUUUGUGCAACAAGUCUGUCAUUGUCGUUCCUUUUGCUGUUGGUUUUUGUUUUUUUUUAGUGAAAAAAUAAUAAUUAAUUGAUGUAGCUUUUCCAUGUGGACCAGGGAACUGAAGGUGACCAGCGAACUGAAGGUGUCCUUGUUUUUUUUCUUCAAGCAAACAGAUUGGAAGCUGGUGUAGUAAGAAGGCCAUGGAGGGCAGGAGUGCAUUAAAGUAACCGCCUAUUAAGGACUGUCCAAAAAAUAUAGCGAACACUCACAACAAGGGCGGGACUUUUUCAUUUGUCAACACUACACCUGGCAUUCUAGUGGUUAGACUGUCAAAAAAAUCCAAGCCGGCGCAGGGUUGAGUGACAGCAUGACAAAAUCUGGAUGUGAAAUCAAUAAGCUGCUUUUAAACUGAAAGACCAUGCUCUUAAAUGAAGAAACCUCUUCAAGUUUCACAGUAUAGAGAGAUUGUGGAAUAUAUAGAUUCUAGCAGUCAAAUGUCAUUGUGAAUUUACCUUUGAAGUAAGGUCUAGGUUGCUGUUCAGUGUUGCCUUCAGCUUCUGGCACAUCCCAAGAGGAGGAUUGAUAUGCGGUCAGCGUUCUAUGAAACUCUAACUUUUCUCUUUGACAUUUGUGUGUGUGUUGUGUGUGUGGAGUGUAACAUCUGUUAACAUCGUGUGUGUACGGAUUUAAAAACAGAGAGAAGCAGAAGUGCCAAUUCAGACUUUUUUUUUAAAAAAUGAUGCCAAACCAACACCAGGGGGAAGAUCACACCUGGAAAUAAGUAUUGCUUUUGUGUAAGGAAAUUUAAUUUAGAGAUGAGCGUGGAACAGCACCGGAGUGGAAUCAAACUCUUGUCAUUAGCUGUGAUUUUUGUGAUGUUUGAAAAAUGCAAACAAGUGACGGAUGUUUAUUUAUUGAUUGGUGAUGUGGUGGAUUGAGGUCAGUGGGAUGAAACAAAUUAAAACGUUCACCCAUGAGGGCAAUUGGGUCUUUUUCUCAUUACCAAACGUAGAAAAACACACACGCCUGACCUCGACUACAUCCGGGCUGGAGUCCUUUCACUCUCAGUUCAGUAGGCGGUGGUGAAGAAGCAAAUCAAUGCUCUCUCAUUAGUUCCUGUCACAACUUGAAAUUGUUAAUUGAUCAAACUGGGAUAGAAAGUGUCAAACUUUACUGUACUGUAACCUCAUGCUACACUGGUACCUGCUUCGCACAGACAUUAAUAUAAUAUGAUUAAAUACAGAUUAAUAUUUUAACAUGCAUUUGCUGUUUUAUUUUUACAUAGUGAUAUUGGUAUGUUGUACAAAUUGUUUGAUCGGUCUAUAUUGUGAUAUGUUAGCUAUAUCCUGUAUGCACCCUAUUUAAAAAAAUAAUGGUUCUAAAGAUGGUCUGGGAUUGUAUAUAAUACACUAAACUGAGUGAGUGAAUAUUUUAACAGUGUGCAUAUUUUGUACAUUUGAUAUGUACAUACAGGAUUCAUUAAACUG
This is a messenger RNA of Paralichthys olivaceus (Japanese flounder), 4532 nucleotides long. Lineage: Eukaryota; Metazoa; Chordata; Actinopteri; Pleuronectiformes; Paralichthyidae. The record is from RefSeq and is a predicted model, not a curated record.